Haemonchus placei is the source of this 1518-nucleotide messenger RNA. NCBI's taxonomy places the organism in Eukaryota, Metazoa, Nematoda, Chromadorea, Rhabditida, Trichostrongylidae. The record is from the annotation of a GenBank genome assembly.
CCAGAAGCUGCCCAGUCAGGAGUGCCAGGCGCCAGGCAAGCAACAACCAAAAAGAAAGAACCAAGGCAUGGCGUUGUCUAUCAUCCUUUGAAGCCCGACAGAGAUGUUCACUCGUCGCUCUCGGACGAAUAUAAAGCCAAAGCGUACAGAGAGGCGGAAAAACAAAAAGAAAAGUUUGCUCAUCCGAUAGCAGACGCGUACUCUCCAGAGUACGACAUAUUAAUGAUACUCGUCACGGGUGUGCUAAUUGUUUUGGUGGUGGUUGCAAUCUUUUCAGUGGAAACAGCUCCGGUUGAAGAGAUUAACGAACUCUACAAAGACGGAAGAGUCAAUGUCGCAUAUUCAACGAAAAACGAUUCCAAGUUCCAUCAUUCCUUAAAGGACUUUCGGAACUACCGUCACUCCUUAUUUCGUCUUGGAGGUGCAAACGGAACAAUUGUUAUGCCAUGGCGUGAACGAAAUUUCUCGGUCACUCAACAAGAGGAAUUGUGGCAUCGUUUCUCUACCGAGGAGUAUCCAAACAUGCCUCCUCGAAGGAUGAAAGUGUCACCGGCUUUAGCGAAUUAUCUCAGAGAAAAUAAAUAUAACGAUAAGGAUAAGUGGAUCCAAAGACUCGGUUUGAACGAAUCCAUCGAUUUUGAGACGCAAUAUUUUACACCGUCUAUGUAUUUUACAGAAGAACACGGUAUCUUCGCUGCAGAGCCAGCUACUACUAGUCACGGAGGAUAUGUUGCUAAAAUGAAGAACUAUCAUGAACUUUCACCUGACAAAAAGGAGCUAGUUUUGACGUACGCCUUACUACGCGCUCAAGAGGCAGCUUACUACACAGAAGCUAAUUCACUCAUAUCGGAUGUCGAAAUCGAGCGUGGAUCUGAUAGUAUUCUGAAGGGAGUGAACUUUAGAAGUGCACAGAACAUGACCAAAGUAGGUGGAGACCGUGUGACCACUAUGUUCACGGUAUCGUCUUCCUUACAACAUGAAGAAGUGUUUUCUGUGGCAAUGUCACGCCUUCAUAAAUCAUUCAACGAUAGCAACGGUGAUACAUGGGCAUAUCCUCAUUUCGUUGAAAUGUCUGCUGAAGGGGUAGCUAAGCGUUCGAGGCCUUUUACAUCGAUGGCGGACGUCUUGUUGUAUCGGAAACGAUAUGACAACACCACCAUGUUUUUUUCGUUUGUCUCAGUAUCCGGUUCGAUUCGUACUGUAGAAGCAGCAGCGUCAGUAUCGGUUCGAAUGUUGAUUGAAGAAAAGACACCAGCUGAGGCCAUCAGGUCGCCGGCUGCACUGUACGACCCAAGAGACAACAAGUUCUACUGCGAGCAUGACCAGGAAUUUCGAGAGCGACUAUAUUUGAAGUACAAAAUUGUAUGCGAAGACAUGAAGACGGGGGACAAGGAAAUACAAGAUCGGGUGGUUAUGGCUAUGAAGAUCCAGGAAAAGAAUGUCGGCUAUUCAGACACAGUCAUGACAGCUUCUGUGUCACGACAACCUAUGGAAUACAAUUAUCCGGUUGGUUACUGA